Molecule: messenger RNA, 4894 nt
Organism: Dermatophagoides pteronyssinus (European house dust mite)
Lineage: Eukaryota; Metazoa; Arthropoda; Arachnida; Sarcoptiformes; Pyroglyphidae
Gene: Ask1
Product: apoptotic signal-regulating kinase 1
Biological process (GO): MAPK cascade; protein phosphorylation
Molecular function (GO): protein kinase activity; ATP binding
Source: RefSeq, a predicted model, not a curated record
GGAUGAAUCAUCAUCAAUGUAACCCGGAUUGAAAAGAAAUCCUGAAGAAAUUUUGCAAAACAGAAAAAAAUCCUGAUUCCACACAGAUAUUCGCGAAUCAUCAAAGGAGAGAGAAAGUUUCUUCUUCUUUCAAAGAGUUAUCUAUUUGGAUUGUUAAUCGUAAACAAACAUAAGUUUUUUUAACUUUAAAGAAUUUUAUUUGGAAAUUUUUUUGAAACUUUUCACCUUGAAUGAAUGAAUUUUUUUGAUUACUCUUUUUGAUUGAUUGGUGCAUUUUUUGAUUGUUUUGUUUUGUUUUUCAAAGGAAUUUUUAUGUUCUGUAUUCGACGAGUCGAAGUGCAAACAAAAAACUGGUUUUUUUUCUUUCUCAAACAACACUUGCUUUCCUUUUUCUUUAUUUUCAAAAAAAAAACUUUCAUCUUGAAUUCUGAAAAAUUCUGAAAUUUCGGAUCAACAAACAACAAAAUGAUUUAAAUGUCGACUGAAACUACAACUUCAGAUCCAACAACAACAAAGACAACAGCCACGGCUGCUGUUGAUUCGAAAAAAAGUCCAUCAAAAGAAUCGACAAAUUCGAAACCAAAAAUCGAUGUUGCAAUCGUUAUCGAUCUGCAAAUCAAAGAUGGCAAUCUAUCACAUCGUAUGGCUGCAUUUGAAGAGAUUAAAAAAGCCUGUCAUAUGGUCAAUGCAAAUUAUCAGCUGAUUGCAUUUCAUAAAUUAGAUUUUGAUGAAAUUAAUGCAAUCGAUGCAUUUCAUGCAGCCGAUGUUGCUAUUGUUGAUCUUUCCAUACAAAAUCAACAACAUUCAUUAUUUUAUCGUAUUGGUAAUCGUGAAAAUUUUGGAAUGAAAUAUAAUAUAUUAAUAUAUAAUGAUGAUCUAUUGAAAGUAACCAUACCGCCAAAUUUACCAAUAUCAACAUUUAAUUUGAUUAGUUAUCGUUUAUCGCCUGUAGAUAAAAAAUGUUAUUAUACUGAAUCUGUACCGGAUAAAAAUAGUUUACGAAAAAAUUCAAAUCCAAAAUCAACAUCAACAACUGCGGCAGCGGUAGCCGCAGCAACAACCAAUCGACCAACACCAUUAUCAUGUGAAACGAAAAUUCUUCUCAGUACAAAACUACGAAAUGCUUUGCAACAUGUUGAAGUACAAACCAAAACACAUUUAAAGGAAAAAUUUCUAUCAGAAUUACGUAAAGCACGCGAAACAUUACCACGUGAUGAAUUAACAAAAACAUUGAAUGAUUUUCGUAGAAAAUUAGAAAAUAAUUCUUGUCUUAUAUCGGCUGAUAUUGUUUAUAAUCUUCUUGUUUCAUAUCGUGAAAUACAAGAUUAUGAUUCAAUGGUAUCAUUAAUUGAAGAAGUACAAUCAUCAAAAUUUGCCUUUAAAUUUACACCAGUCAUUCAAUAUCUGUAUUCAUUUGCAUUGAAUCGUCGUAAUCAAUCGGGUGAUCGUGAACGUGCAUUGGAAAAAAUUCAUGAAACAAUCGAUGAAAUACCAUUCACUGAUUCAAUUUGUUUAGCUGGACGUAUUUAUAAAGAUAAAUUUAUUGAAUCACAAUAUCAGGAUAAAGAAAGUUUAGAACAGGCAAUUAUUUGGUAUCGUAAAGGUUUUGAUCAUCAACCAAAUGAACAUGCAGGUAUUAAUCUUGCAACAUUAUUAGUUAUUAAAGGUGAUGAUCUGAAUAAUUCACCCGAGCUUAAAGAAAUCGCCUCUGUUCUAAAUCUUUUGAUUGGUCGUAAAGGAAAUUUAAAAUCAAUACAAGAUUAUUGGGAUGUUGCAACAUUUUUAGAAAUAUCUGUUUUAGCUGAAAAUUAUACGAAAGCUAAUGAAGCAGCCGAAUGUAUGUUUAAUUUAAAACCACCAAAAUGGUAUCUAAAUUCAACAUUACGUAAUAUACAGUUAAUAAAUGAUUUUCGUAAAAAACCGGAAGAUUCACGAUUAACACCCGAAGAAGAAUUAUUUCGUUUUUGGAUGGAAUAUUUUAUUGAAGCGGCUAAAGAUCAGGCUAGUCAUAUAAUUAGAUUUCCAGUUAUCAUACAGGAAAUUGAUAAAUCAUUAAUACCAAGUUAUGUUACUGUUAAUCAACAAGAUCAAGAUGGAAAAUCAUUACAAAUUAAUAAUAUCUGUAAAGAAUGUAUUCGUAAUCCAGAUUCAUGUCGACGACCACAUAAUUGGUUAUUUCAUUCAUCAAAAAUACGUGGUGUUAGUAUGUAUAAAUCUGAUCAACGUUGUCUUUUCCUAUAUGUUUUAUCCGAUGAUUUUCAAAUGUUUUUUCCUUCGGAUGAAUAUCGUAAACGUUUUCAUGAACUUGUUCUGGAUAUAACUGCCAAUGAAGAAUGUUUAGAUUUAGAUUCAAGAUCAAUUGAAUCUAUACAAAUUCAAUUUGAUUAUGAUUAUGAUGAAAAAAUGAAUAAAAUUAAACUUGGUGAAGGAUCAUAUGGUACUGUUUAUGCAGCACAUGAUAGUAAUAAUGUUGCUAUUGCUGUUAAAGAAAUACCGAUAAAAAAUAAAGAUGAAGUACAACCAUUACAGGAAGAAAUUAAAUUACAUUCACAAUUAAAACAUCGUAAUAUUGUUAAAUAUAUUGGUUCAAUUAAUGAUGAACAAGCAGGUGUUUUUAAAAUUUUAAUGGAACGUGUACCUGGUGGUUCAUUAUCACAGUUAUUACGUUUUAAAUGGGGUCCAUUAAAAGAAUCAUCAAUCAUUUAUUAUACUCGACAGAUUUUGGAUGGUCUUCAUUAUUUACAUAGCCAAAAUAUUGUACAUCGUGAUAUAAAAGGUGAUAAUGUUCUUGUUAAUACUUAUACCGGUGAUGUUAAAAUAUCAGAUUUUGGUACAUCAAAACGUUUGGCCGGAUUAAAUCCACGAACCGAAACAUUUACCGGCACAUUUCAAUAUAUGGCACCUGAAGUUAUUGAUCAAGGUGCACGUGGUUAUGCAGCACCUGCUGAUAUUUGGUCAUUAGGUUGUACUGUUGUUGAAAUGGCAACAGGUAAAACACCAUUUAUUGAAUUAAGUUCUGGUCAUGAAGUUAUAUUUAAAGUUGGUUAUUUUAAACAACAUCCUGAAAUACCUGGAACAUUAUCGGAAAAAUGUCGUAAUUUUAUUGAAAGUUGUUUUGAACCAAAUCCAGCUAAACGUCCAAUAGCUGCAGAAUUAUUGGAAACACAAUUUAUGGAAUGUGGUUCAUCAUCAUCAUCAUCAAGAAAACGUAAACCAGCUAAUCAAUUACAUCCAAAAAAUAAUAAUAAAGUUCAAACAAAUCGUAUGUCAGUAGAAUUUAAUCGUUCAGUAUCGAUGCCAUAUGAUCCAAAAUCAUCAUCAAAUGAUCAUCAAAAUACAAAUAAUGCAAUAGAUGUUAUAACCGUACAACAAAAUAAUGGUGGUAGUAAUGGUGAACCUAAUACACCAAAUUCAAUGGAUAGUUUACAGGAUAUGAAUCCAUUUGCAACAAUGCCAUCAACAAUCGCUGGUGGUGGUUGUAGCGGUGGUGGUGGUGGUGGUGUUAGUAAAAAUCCAAAUCGUUUACAAUCAAAUUUAUCAUUAAAUAUACAAAAUUUACAAAAUUCAAGUGGUGAUGAAAAAUCACCAAAUAUUUUAUUAUCCGGAUCAUCAAUAACAUAUCCGGCAACACCAAAUGAUUUAACAAUGAAUGAACAUAAUAUACAAAAAAGUUUAUCACAAGUAUUAGAUACAAAUACUGAAGAUAUAACUGAAGUUUGGUGGAGACGUUUAAUUGAAAAUUGGCCCGAUCAACAACAAUUAUUAUUACAAUCCAGACAUAUACAGAAUGUAUUAUUUCCUGGAUUUCGUGAUUAUAUUUCAACAAAUAAAAAUACAUUAUAUCUAAUGAAUGCAUUAUAUUCAUUAGCAAAUGAAUUUAAUAAUAUUUUUAAAUCAACAAAUGAUGAUGAUGAUGAUGAUAAUGAUAAUCCAGAGUCAGAACCAGAACCAGAAUCCGUUGAACAACAACAACAACGAGAAUCAAUCGAAGAUUUAGAUGAACGAAAACGUUUUCUAUUCAAACAAUUACAAACAGCAAUUUAUUAUUUUCAAGAUGCAAUUGAUUCAAUUUUGAAAAUACAAAAUAUACCACCACAUUGGAUAUUUGCAUUAGAUUCAUUAAUACGUGAAAGUGUACAAGAAGCACAAAGAUUAUUACAUUUAUGUUUUAAAAAUGUAUUUGAAAUUGAAAUGGCUGGUAGUGAUGCAACUGUACCACAUUCGGCCGAUAUUAAUCAUCAUCAAUUGAUUCUAACAGCAACUGGUGGAGGUGGUGGUGAUGAUGGUUCACCAUCAAUAACCAAUAUAUUUAAACAUUCGCAAGAAUCAUUAUUUAAUAUGCAAUUAAUAAAAUCAUCUGAUCAUUUUAAACAAGAAAUUUAUCAUCUUUUAUUAGAAAAUAAUCGUACAGUUAAAUUAUUAUCCGAUACAUUUUUGGAAUAUCUUACUGAACAGAAUGAAGUAUUAAAAAAUUUAUUUGAAAAAGUUAAGAAUCAAAAUCGACCGAAUUUUUUCAUAGAUUCAGCAACGAAUACUGUUCACGAUGAUGAUAAUGAUGAUGAUGAUGAAGUAAAAUCAAGUAGCAAAGAUGAAACAAUGAUUGAAAUGUUGGAAAAUGAAAAUAUUAAUCGUUCGACAAUUGAUGCUUUAAUUCGUCAAGAUAUUGAUCGAAAAGUUUUAUUCGAAUUUAUUGGUCGUGAUGAUCUUCGUAAAUUAAAUCUAACAUUGGGUGAUGAAUUACGGCUUUGGAAUUUUAUUGAAAAGAAUAGAAUUUUGUUUAUCAACAAUAACGAUAAUUAGUCAAUCAACAACGAAAUUUUAAAGAUUGAAUUUCGAUGAUUGAAUCUUCCCAGGCAGAAAAUAUUUCUUCUUCUUCCUUUCUUCUGCCUGGGUU